AUGAUGCAGAAGUCAUCUAAAAAUUGGGGCGGGGAAAGGAGGCUACGCUUAGGAAGGCAAACAAACUGCGGAAGUUGUAGCGGACAAGUUGGGAGGUCCGGUAGGUGUCCCCUCCCAACAGGGAAUGAGCAAGUGCCACGGCGGCAGGACUUUUCCCUUCUUUGAUUGUGGAAGGUGCUAGACAAAAACAUGGAACUAAUUUCCCCAACAGUGAUUAUAAUCCUGGGUUGCAUUGCUCUUUUAUUAUUCCUUCAGCGGAAGAAUUUUCGUGGACCCCCGUGCAUAAGGGGAUGGAUUCCUUGGAUUGGAGCUGGAUUUGAGUUUGGGAAGGACCCUCUAGAAUUUAUAGAGAAAGCAAGAAUCAAGUAUGGACCAGUAUUUACAGUCUUCGUUAUGGGCACCCGAAUGACCUUUGUUACUGAAGAAGAGGGAAUUAAUGUGUUUCUAAAAUCCAAAGAAGUAAAUUUUGAGCUAGCAGUGCAAAAUCCCGUCUAUCGUACAGCAUCAAUUCCAAAGAAUACUUUUUUAACACUGCAUGAAAAACUUUAUAUCAUGAUUAAAGGGAAACUAGGGACUUUCAACCUGUAUCAACUCACUGGACAACUGACUGAAGAAUUACAUGAGCAACUGGAGAACUUGGGCACUCAUGGGACAAUGAAGCUGAACAAUUUAGUAAGGCAUCUUCUUUAUCCAGUCACAAUGAACAUACUCUUUAAAAAAGGCUUGUUUCCCACAGACAAGAGAAAAAUCAAGGAGUUCUAUCAGCAUUUUCAAGCUUAUGAUGAAGGUUUUGAGUAUGGGUCCCAGAUGCCAGAAUGUCUUCUAAGAAACUGGUCAAAAUCCAAAAAGUGGCUUUUAGCACUUUUUGAGAAAACCAUUCCAGAUAUUAAAACAUACAAAUCUGUAAAAAAUAAUUCCACGACAUUAAUGCAGGCUAUGCUGGAUAUCAUAGAGACGGAGAGAAAGGAAGAAGAGAGCCCCAAUUAUGGGCUCUUAAUACUUUGGGCUUCUCUGUCCAAUGCUGUCCCUGUUGCAUCUUGGACAUUUGCAUUUAUCCUCUCUCAUCCCACUGUCCACGAGACCAUUCUGGAAGGCAUAUCUUCUGUGUUUGGCACAGCAGGUAAAGAUAAGAUAAAAGUAUCUGAGGAUGACUUGAAGAAACUCCCACUAAUCAAGUGGUGUAUUUUAGAAGCCAUUCGUUUAAGAGCCCCUGGUGUCAUUACCAGAAAAGUGCUGAAGCCAGUUAAAAUUUUGAAUUACACUGUUCCUUCUGGUGACUUGUUGAUGUUGUCUCCAUUUUGGCUGCAUAGAAAUCCGAAAUAUUUUCCUGAACCUGAAUUGUUCAAACCUGAACGUUGGAAAAAGGCAAAUUUAGAGAAGCACGCUUUCUUGGACUGGUUUUUGGCAUUUGGAAGCGGGAAGUACCAGUGUCCUGGAAGGUGGUUUGCUCUGUUACAGAUUCAAAUAUGCAUUAUUUUAAUACUUUAUAAAUAUGACUGUCGUCUUCUAGAUCCAUUACCAAAGCAGAAUCCUCUCCAUUUGGUGGGUGUCCAACAGCCAGAAGGACAAUGCCGAAUUGAAUUUAAACAAAGAAAAUGACAUCUGUAUUUCCCUGAUAUGUCGUAGUCAAGCAGAGAAAGACAACUAUCAUAUGAUCUCCCUGAUAUGAGGAAGUGGUGAUGCAACAUGGGGGCUUAAGUGGGUAGGAGAAGAAUAAAUGAAACAAGAUGGGAUUGGGAGGGAGACAAACCAUAAGUGACUCUUAAUCUCACAAAACAAACUGAGGGUUGCUGGGGGGAGGGGGUUUGGGAGAAGGGGGUGGGAUUAUGGACAUUGGGGAGGGUAUGUGCUUUGGUGAGUGCUGUGAAGUGUGUAAACCUGGUGAUUCACAGACCUGUACCCCUGGGGAUAAAAAUAUACGUUUAUAAAAAAUAAAAAAUUAAUAAUAUGUUAAAUAGGAAAAAAAAAAAAAGAAAAUGACAUCUGUUGGGUCUAAAGAGGGCUGGGGCCUUCUGGAAGAGUGAUUGUCCCCAUCCACUAGCCUGGCAGCAUCUAGACCUGAGCUCUGCUAAAACAUACUGCUUAACUUAGUUUUAGGAUUUAGUUCAAGAGCAUGUCUAAAUGGUAGGUGUAUUUGGUAACUUAAGAGUAGACCAAGAAUCUGACAUCACUCUCACGAGGUCUGAAUACAGGGGUUAUAGAAGAUGUUUAAAUGAUUUUUAAAAGAUGCAUUUCCCCAGGAGUUGCAAUUUGGUUUCAUGCAUAACUGUAUUAAACUUUAAAUAGAAAUAGUGCCACUUGAAUGAAAAUCUUAGUAAACUAUGAAGGCCACAUACUUAAAUUUCUAUUUUGAAAAAGGCUAAAAGUCUUAGAGUCUAAGAAAAUAUUAAAACAGUUAUUUUUUUAGUUUUCUCAUUAUUAUUCCCAAAUGGCAAUUGCAAUUCUUUUUUUGUUUUUAAUUUUUUUUUUAAGAUUUUAUUUAUUUGACAGACAGAGAUCACAAGUAGGCAGAGAGGCAGGCACAGAGAGAUGAGGAAGCAGGCUCCCUGCCAAGCAGAGAGCCCGAUAUAUGACUCGAUCCCAGGACCCUGAGAUCAUGACCCGAGCCAAAGUCAGAGGCUUAACCCACUGAGCCACCCAGGCGCCCAGCAAUUGCAAUUCUUAAGUCCUAUUAAUAUAAUUUUUUAUGGUAAACAAGACUAGUGCUGAAACAAUGAAUAAAAGGAUAGCUUUCUAAGACCUGUGAAGAUGGGGAGCAUGUCUUACACUCUUUCUGUGCUCAGCUACACCAGGACAACACCUUCUGUAUAAGGUUUAUUCAGUAAAGGUAUGCUGAUUGAUAUAUUGAUUUGUAUUUUAAUGAAGGUGAAAGUACUCUUGAUUCAAGACAUUAGUAAUUAUAGGUAAAGAGGGAAUAUUUUUGUGGGUAGAAACAGAAGUAAAGUGAAGUCAAGGCAAAUAAAAGCAUUUGAAUGUAUUACUUUGGACUUCUGUCUGAAAUAUUUACUGUGAAACCAUGAAAAGAAAACCUGUCAUGCCCCAGGAAAAACACACGACACUAGUAACAGAGUGCUCAGUGAUGUCAUGAUUUGUCCUCUAAUAUUCAGUAAAAUGCUGCUUGCCUCCUUUAUUUCACAAUAAAUAAGCUUUGUGUGCA
This is a messenger RNA of Mustela lutreola (European mink), 3157 nucleotides long. RefSeq names its product 24-hydroxycholesterol 7-alpha-hydroxylase. The record is from RefSeq and is a predicted model, not a curated record. Gene Ontology annotation, molecular function: heme binding; iron ion binding; steroid hydroxylase activity. Gene Ontology annotation, biological process: bile acid biosynthetic process; cholesterol homeostasis. The transcript is spliced from 12 exons. The coding region runs from base 190 to 1599 and encodes 469 amino acids. Lineage: Eukaryota; Metazoa; Chordata; Mammalia; Carnivora; Mustelidae.